Molecule: messenger RNA, 1296 nt
Organism: Callorhinchus milii (elephant shark)
Lineage: Eukaryota; Metazoa; Chordata; Chondrichthyes; Chimaeriformes; Callorhinchidae
Exons: 8
Coding region: 212-1078 (288 amino acids)
Biological process (GO): positive regulation of DNA repair; regulation of apoptotic process; double-strand break repair
Cellular component (GO): BRCA1-A complex
Molecular function (GO): K63-linked polyubiquitin modification-dependent protein binding; histone binding
Source: RefSeq, a predicted model, not a curated record
GAAAGACAUCGGCAAAAGAUUUUCAACCGUCAUCUCUUUGUAUGUGCCAUCUGGUGCCGACAGGCUCCGCACGGAAAGAUAAACUGAUCCUUCAAGUCACUGCAAGAGAACAGAGCGGCACUGGGGUCAGAGCAGAAGACGGACGGACAGGGCUGGGAGUCCUGAAGACGUGAUCGGUCGUGGCAUUGCUUCAUUGCCAGGGAGGGACGGGAUGGAGUGUCCGUUGUGCGGGAACGUGUAUCCCAAGAGCAAGAUAGAGUGUCACGCCUGGCACUGUUACAGCAGAACCACCCCGGGGGAAGAGGACCAGCCCAGCGAGGGAGCGGGCGAGGGAGGGAGCCGGGAACAGGACGGGCAGCGGGCAGCCAAAGGAGGUGAGAGCCACGAGACGCUCAGGGCCGGGGGGAUGGAGCAGGAUUGCCCCCUGUGCGGCCUGCGAUUCCCGGCUGCCGACAUCGAGGAACACGCGGCUUUCUGUAACGGCCCCAGCUACAGCCGGAGCCCAGAGGAGGAGGAGGUGGCUGGGCGCGCCGAGGCUCAGCGGACCGGGCACCUCUUUUGGAGCUACGUGAACAGAGAUCGGAGGUUGGGACGCAGAGGGGCAGAGUGUGCGAGGCGGGAGCCCGGGGGCUCGGUGUCGGUGUGGGGCCCGGUUGGAGCCUCGGGGGGCUGUGAGCAGGAUAUCUCGCAGGAGCUGGCGGUUUUCCAAAAGUUCGGACAGGAUCUCGAGCAGAAUCCUGAGUUCAUCAAAGCUGUCAAGUCUCUGCUGAGCAAAUCCAAGAGCCCUCUGGAAAUGCUGAAGAACGUGUCGAUGGCACUUUUCUCAGCAGGUGUUGGUGGAGGUGGCACCGUCUUCAUGUUCUUCCAAUUGGCUAAGAUGUUCUUACCGAUGAUUCUGGAAAGCGAAUCCUUCGUGACCUUUCAGAAGUGGGCAGGAAGCUUUAUCCUGACGACUGUGGUCCCUUGGAUCGAAAGGAUAGGGGGCUGGCCGGUUGUUCUGGCCAUGAUGGGAGCGGUGUUGGCUGUCGGCCUGUUUGCCGGCUUCAUAAAACUUCUGCAGGGUCAUUCCUCCCAGUGACCGGCACUCGGAAACGGUUUGCGGUGGUGGCGGUGGCGUGUGGAUGAAUCUCCGCGGACUGCGUUAUCUGGACCUAUUUUCCGACGAGGGACACCUUCGGCCCAUCGGGUCCGCUCGCUCACUGCCUGUUGCCGGUGCUUGACCAAUUUGCUCGGCGCAUCCGCCGUUCUAGAUCACUGCCGGCUGAUCCGCGCCUCAACUUGGAAAAGAUUAAAAGA